This is a messenger RNA of Nematocida minor, 1908 nucleotides long. RefSeq names its product mechanosensitive ion channel protein 4/5/6/7/8/9/10. Gene Ontology annotation, molecular function: mechanosensitive monoatomic ion channel activity. Bases 1 to 1908 code for a protein of 635 amino acids. Gene Ontology annotation, biological process: monoatomic anion transport; transmembrane transport. NCBI's taxonomy places the organism in Eukaryota, Fungi, Microsporidia. The record is from RefSeq and is a predicted model, not a curated record. The transcript has a single exon. Gene Ontology annotation, cellular component: plasma membrane.
AUGACAGAAGAAGAAUCUCACGAGACAUCGCACAGCACAUCGGUUGAAAGCGGAAACGAGGAGAGACAGGAGGUUGAGCAGAAAGAAGUUGAUAUCAAAAAAACGAAACUGUACCACACCCUCACGCCGUGGAAGAAAUUCUCGCACACUCUGAAAGAAGUCUCGCUGCUGUACUUUUUUGGAUUCAUUGUUUCCCUUUUCCUCUUUGGGCUAAAGCAUUUGAUAGUCUACGCGAGACUGGACGGAAGGUUCUACCUCUACAGGAACGAGACAAAGGUGCAGUACGCUGUCUCCGACGCGCUCUCUGUGGUGAGCUCUUUCAUUUUUGCGUUUACGCUGAUAGACACGUUCCUGUACUACAUGAGCGGAUAUUUGAUGGAAAAAGUGAACUUUCUCACUCUAGCGAUGUUCUACACGAAUAGCGUGUCGAGCCUCCUCUCCAGCAUGAUCCUUGUCUUUGGAUCGGUUGUGUAUUGUAAGUUCAACGAAGUAGACUACAAGAUAAAAGAAAGCCACAGCGUGGGCAUUGAGCAGUCGCUGACCACGUGUUUUCUUUCGCUGCUGGUCAUCACAAUGAAAGACAUAUUUGUCAAGAAGGUGAGAAUGGGGUUCAACCACACAAACUAUCUCUCGAGAAUUCAAAAGUGCCUGAUCGAGCACCAGUUCAUAAAAACCCUCGAGGUGGUGAGGAAGAGGAUAAAAGGGCAGAAAAACGGAAAGAAAAAGAGAUACUGGAUGUUCUCGCAGCCUGCACAGGACCAGCAGGCAGGCGCAGAAACAGACACGCCCUCGCAGGAAGAGAUACCAGAAGAUAACGAAAAGUACUUCAAGCCCAAGUUCAUGGCUGUCCCUGAAGACCUGACAGACGUCAAACAGAAAAUGAUAAUAUUCAAAGAGUUUGAAAAAAUAAUGAACACAAAGAUAUACCACAUGGACAAGGGAAUAGGCGCAGCUGUGGACAUAAAACAGGAGUCGCAGAAAAGAGCAGAGAAGAUAGCAACGUGGCUGGCUGCGGACAGGAAGAAGUUCCAGAUACGGCAUCUGAAGAAGUACGUUGACUCAGAGUACGUUGACAACAUAGUUUCCGUUUUGGGCCUAUCAGAGACACAAUUGCUGUCAGAGAAAGACAUUGCCACGCUGAUAGAGAAGACAAAAAGAGAAAAAUAUGCAGUGAAAAGAAGCUUGGUGCAGAUGGACAAAGCGCUCCUUAGAGUCAGCCAUUUCAUCACGGGAUCUAUUUUCGUGUUUGCUGCGAUUGCCCUUCUUUCUCCCACCAUCUCGGCAAAUGACGUGGUAAAGGGCGUCUUUGGGACGUUCUUUGGGCUUGGGUUUAUCUUCCAGACGAGCGUGAAGAAUGCAAUUGACAGCGUGAUCUUCUUAUUUAUAGUGCAUCCGUACGACAUCGGAGACAGAAUUAGAGUGGAGAUAGACAAAGAAGAGCUGAACAUGGUUGUCUCCGAGCUGAACGUGUUCUCCACCGUGUUUUACGAAUGGAACGGAUCAAAGAUAUACAUCCCAAACCACGUCCUCCUGCAGAAGUCCAUUGUGAAUGUGCGAAGAAGCGGGCUGAUGGCUGAAAAUAUUGUUUUUCAGGUAUCGUUCGACACGGUUCCUGAAAAGAUCCAGCACCUGAAGACAGAGAUCACAAAGUUCAUAAAGAAGCAUCCAAAAGACUUUUCGCCGUACUUUAUGUUCAACUACCACGCGCUUGAGGACACGAACAAGCUGCAUCUGAAAAUAUACCUGCAGCACGCCACCAACUGGCAGAACUACGAGGCAUAUCUGCAGAGAAAGGCAAAGUUCAUUAUGUUUUUGAAGCAGGCAAUCAGCGAGCAGAAGAUAGAGUACUAUCUCCCAAUCCAGAGACUCGAAAUAAUUGCAAGCAAAACAGCCCAAACCAGCUUGUAG